This is a messenger RNA of Sinocyclocheilus rhinocerous, 3017 nucleotides long. RefSeq names its product anoctamin-7-like. The record is from RefSeq and is a predicted model, not a curated record. The transcript has 23 exons. Bases 209 to 2905 code for a protein of 898 amino acids. Gene Ontology annotation, molecular function: chloride channel activity; protein dimerization activity. Lineage: Eukaryota; Metazoa; Chordata; Actinopteri; Cypriniformes; Cyprinidae. Gene Ontology annotation, biological process: chloride transmembrane transport. Gene Ontology annotation, cellular component: plasma membrane.
UUUGGGGGCGGGAAAUGCACAUAUACUUUUAUCUCAAAUUAAAUUUAUGUGCAUAAUUUAUUGGGUGCUGAUGUUCUGCAGGAGUGCCUGGACUGGAACGUGGGACUGUGUACAUAGAUCAGUUGUACUGAGGCUCUGAAUGUGAGUUAAAAGACCUAGUCUCUUCUAGCUCCACCCCAACAUUUGAUUCUGGCUGUCUCUGAUUAUCAUGCUGAAGAAGAGGAACCCUGAGGUGCUGAUGGACCGGGAGGUUCUGCUGGAUCUGGACUACAGCGGCGAGACUCAUGGUCCAGACAGUUAUGGAAGCCUGAAAAAUGGGGGUUUCAUCCCACCCAGAUAUUUGAAUACUGCGGCUAAUGAUGAGGAUGAUGACCCCAUAUAUGUUCAUUGUGAGCGGACCUCAAGCCCACCUGUUCACCCCUCAGGCAACUACCUCAGAGACGGCCAAACAAAAAUUGACUUUGUGCUGGUGUGGGAGGUGAAGGUGCGUCGCAAGCGUCGAAGUCGGGGACAGUCGCAAGGGGAGGCUGCAGAGGAGGCAGUAGAAGCAGCACAGGAGGAGAGCAGGUCAGAGAGAAGAAAAGCUCAGCUGGCCCGAUGGAGGGACAAAUUCAUCCAGAACCUCCAGAGUGCUGGACUGUUGAUGGAAAAGGAGGAAUCAUCCAGUGUAAAAAAGACUAUACACUAUCUGAAGCUCCAUGCUCCAUGGGAUGUAUUGGUUUACUACGCUGAGGAGUUAUGUCUUAGAGCACCUCUGCAGGCACAGCCACACCCAGACUUCAACACUUCUGCUCGAGUUCUUCAGAAGGUCUGGGUGCCGAACAUCAUGAAAGACUCAGUCCCCAACCGUCCUGUGGACUACUACACAUGUGCCUUCCGCAAGUCCAAAAUGGAAAAGUUUCUGGGCUCUGAUGACCGUGAAAACUACUUCACCAACACACAGAGACACCGCAUUGUGUAUGAAAUCUUAGCAAGGACUGUGUAUGGCAGGAGGAAGCGUGCAGAAGUUGGAGUCGCUCGUCUUCUGAAUGAGGGGGCUUUUACGGGUGCAUUCCCUCUGCAUGAGGGCCCAUUUGAGCUCCCAGGUUGUGACAUGCAGCCCGAUCAGUUGAACAAGAGGCAGGUACUGUACCACUAUUGGUCCAACUGGUUAAAAUGGUACAAGUACCAGCCUCUAGAUCACAUCCAUGAAUACUUUGGAGAGAAGAUUGCGCUUUAUUUUGCAUGGUUGGGAUUUUACACAGCCUGGCUUUUGCCUGCUGCAUUGGUUGGGACGUGCGUCUUUGUUUCGGGUAUUUUAACAAUGGGAUCCAAUACCCCAGCGAAGGAAAUCUGCGAGAGUGGAGGAUUUUAUCUAAUGUGUCCUCUGUGUGAAACCUGUAAACCCUGGAAUAUAUCAGACAUCUGUCCCAUGGCCAAGGUGGGCUAUCUGUUUGAUCAUCCCGGCACUGUCUUCUUCAGUGUGUUCAUGUCUUUGUGGGCCGUCACGUUCUUGGAAUACUGGAAACGCAAGAAUGCCACUCUCGCUCACCACUGGGACUGCAUGGAUUUCCAUGAAGAUGAGGAACCACCACGUCCUGAGUUUGUUGCCAUGGCUCCUGCAAUGGAGGAAAACCCAGUGACAGGAGUAAAGGAACCCUACUUUCCUGAAAAGGCCCGGAUUUCACGCAUGCUGACCGGCUCUAUGGUCAUUGUUAUAAUGCUGUGUGUAGUGAUGAUCUUCUUGGUCACAGUGAUCAUAUACCGCAGUAUAGUGAGCGUAAUGAUGUUUGAAACUGGGAGUUCUGUGCUGCGUACUCAGGCUGGGAAUAUUGCCAAUAUCUCCAGCAGUUUGGUGAACCUGGCUUUGAUCUUGCUGAUGGGGCAGGUCUACACAGCCCUGGCAGAACAGCUCACUAAAUGGGAAAUGCACAGAACACAGACACAAUAUGAAGAUGCCUUUACAUUCAAAGUCUUCAUCUUCCAGUUUGUCAACUUUUACUCGUCGCCCUUCUAUGUAGCCUUCUUCAAGGGCAGAUUUGUGGGCUAUCCUGGUCAUUAUGGCACACUGUUCGGGAUGCGGAACGAGGAUUGCGGACCAGGAGGUUGUCUGAUAGAACUGGCUGAGCAGCUCUGCAUCAUCAUGGUGGGAAAACAACUUAUCAACAACAUUCAGGAGUUUGUCAUCCCUAAAAUAAAGGCUUGGAGACAGAAACGGGCCUUAUCAUCUGUGAAAAAGGCCCAGAAGGCAGAGGAGCCCAAGCGCUGGGAGCAGGACUAUGAGUUGAUUCCAUGUGAGGGGCUUUUUGACGAGUAUCUGGAGAUUGUCCUGCAGUUUGGCUUCAUCACCAUUUUUGUGGCGGCCUUUCCUCUGGCUCCUCUCUUCGCCCUGCUGAAUAACUGGGUGGAAGUGAGGCUGGACGCUUAUAAGUUUGUGUGUGAAUAUCGGAGACCCGUGGCAGAGCGAGCCCAGCACAUCGGUGUGUGGUUCAUCAUACUGGAGGCACUGUCCCACGUGUCUGUCAUUGUCAAUGCUUUCCUCAUUGCAUUUACCUCAGAUUUUUUGCCUCGCCUGUUGUACCAGUACAAGUUUAACAAUGACCUGCAUGGUUAUGUCAACUUCACGCUGGCUUACUCUCCACCCAGUUAUAACUACUCCAGUCAUACUGUGUGCAGAUAUAAAGCAUUUCGGGAUGAAAAUGGAAAAUACACGCUGGUGUAUUGGGAGCUUCUGGCUGUAAGACUGGGCUUUAUCAUUGCCUUUGAGCAUGUGGUGUUCUUCGUCCUGCGUGUCAUCGACUGGAUGGUUCCCGACAUCCCUGAGUCCUUGGAGCUGAAGAUCAAGCGGGAGCGUUACCUGGCUAAGCAGGCUUUGGCUGAUAACCAGGAGGCCCUGCUGCAAGCGAAGCGCCUCCUCGCUACAUGAGACUGACAUGCAGGGCAGGGGCUUCUCCAGAAGGGGGCACAGUCGUUAAGAAAACACUUUACACCCUUAGAAGUGAUCCAAGAGGGACUUGUUUUGAAAAAAAAAAAAAUGC